This is a messenger RNA of Saccoglossus kowalevskii, 1574 nucleotides long. RefSeq names its product RNA polymerase II-associated protein 3-like. Gene Ontology annotation, cellular component: protein folding chaperone complex. Lineage: Eukaryota; Metazoa; Hemichordata; Enteropneusta; Harrimaniidae. Gene Ontology annotation, molecular function: protein binding. The record is from RefSeq and is a predicted model, not a curated record.
GCCGCCUCCAUAGUAUGAGAGACGCUGUUCACCUUUUAUUACGUUAUUGAGCCAGUUUGUGCUACAAAACAGAUCUUAUGAUGGAGAAAGCCCUUGAGAUUCAGAACCAGGUUAGACAAAAUGCUGCCGAGUUGAAUGAGUUUCUCAGCAGCAUGAAUCAGUGGGAGGCUAAUGUCAAAAAGAAAGACCAGAAGUUAAAGCAACAAAAAGAAGGAUCAGAUGUGAAAGAAGAAGAGAGCCUACCUCCAGUGAGAAAUUCAGUAGUGAGACCCAAGAAGAAGAAAAAGAAGGAGAAAACAUUGGAGAAGGAGAGAGCUAAAGAGGAAGAGAAGAAACGAAGAAUUAGAAGUUAUGAUUUCAAAGCUUGGGAUAAAUUUGAUGUGGACAAAGCAUGUGCUGAGUUAGACAGCGACAAUGAAGACAAGAAAUCAUCAUCGGAAUAUGAAACUGACAGUGAAGCUGAACUUGAAGCUGAAAGAAGUAGACAACAAGCAAUAGUUGAAAAAGACAGAGGUAAUGCUUAUUUUAAAGAAGGCUUGUAUAAGGAGGCUGUACAUUGUUAUACGACUGCUAUCAGCUGUGAUUCGUACAAUGCUAUCUUUCCUGCUAACCGAGCAAUGGCAUAUCUGAAAAUGGAAAAAUACGAGGAGGCUGAAUAUGAUUGUAACACAGCAUUAUCAUUAGAUUAUACAUAUGUCAAAGCGUACCAUAGAAGAGGCACUGCGAGAAUUCAUCUUGGUCAAUUAGAUGAUGCUAAAAAAGAUUUUGAACAAAUUUUGAAUUUGGAACCAUCCAACAAGCAGGCAGUCAACGAACUCAAAAGAAUAGAACAGUUAAUGAGAAAAAGAGAAGAAGAUGAAAUUAAGAAAGCUAAAGAAGCAGAAAAGGCAAUAGUGAAACCAAUUAAAAAACUUCCACAUGAAAGAUCAAAGAAACCGCUGAGGCGUUUACACAUAGAAGAGAUAGGGGGUACUGAUGAUGAAGAAGAGCAAAUUAACACAAACAAACAAACUGAAGUCAAGCCAGUCGUAAAAGAAAUACAGAAAUCCACAUUUACAAGCCCAGCUGAUUUUGGUAAUAUGUGUAACACAGAAACAAAGCAGAUGAAUGGAAUACUGGCAGAUGAACAUAAAGAUAAUAUCCAAGCAGAACAGAACAGAGAAACGAGUACACAAAACGAUUCAGACAAUACAAAGAUGAAAUCCAUUAAAGCAUCUUCUUCUCCUACCACUGUACAAACUACUAGCAAUAAAUCACCAUCAAUUCCUGAUGUUCCAUCCACAUCAUUUCAGUUACUUGCUGAUUGGAAAUCAUUACAACAACAUCCUCAGCUACUUUAUCAGUAUUUCAAGAAAAUUCCAGCAUCCAGUUUUCCAAAGUUAUUCCAGCAAAAUAAAGAUCCUGUAUUUGAUAUACUUAAACACCUAUCUGAAGUGAAGAGAUUUGGAAUGAAUGUCAUGUUUAUGUCAUCACCGGAUAAAAAAGUUUUGAAAGAUCUUUUUGAGUACAUGAAGUCAUCACAGCCAGAAAAAGCAGCUGAUAUUGAAGUGUUAGCCAAGAUAUAUGAACUCUGA